GUUCAACCCUCUCUUAACACCCAUGUGCUCAAUUGUCCUUCGGACCUGCUCAGGUUCAACCAUGGGAGAAUUAGAAAUAAGUUCAAUCCCCCUUUGAAAGCGAAAUCACUUAAUCCAGGCACAUCGCACUUCUUUCAUCCCAAAUACCCCCAACGUCUCCGCCAUGCCUCCCCUUCCUCGACCCCGCCGCAUCGUCGGCGUAAGUCUGAAGAUGUACUUCGACCUCCAAAACACCCUCUCCUACGUCCGCGGCGUCCACCAGCUCGACGGCGAUGCUUGGAAUGCUCGCGUAGAUCUCUUCGUCAUCCCAGACUUCGUCACACUCAUGGAAACAGCCCGGAUCCUCGAAUCAUCGCACGUCAUGGUUGGAGCACAAGACACUUUCUGGGAAGACAAGGGCGCGUACACUGGCGAGGUCUCUCCUACAGUGAUAGCGCAGGCCGGCGCGAGGAUUGUAGAGAUUGGCCAUGCGGAGCGGAGAGCGCACUUUGGCGAGACGGACGAAUGGGUUGCGAAGAAGGCAGGCGCCGCUGCCAGGAAUGGCCUGAUACCCUUGGUGUGCAUAGGAGAGAAAACGCAUCACAGCAUCGCGUCAGCCGCAGUGGGAGCAGCGGUGGAAGAGUGCAAACCACAGGUAACCUCUGUACUAGCAGCGGUACCGGACGAUGUUGAGGUUAUCCUCGCAUAUGAACCAGUUUGGGCAAUUGGUGCUGCUCAGCCAGCCGACCCCGAUCAUGUCGUCAAUGUCACAAAAGAGCUGAGGAAGCUGGCUUCAAACCGAAGCGGUGUCACAAGAAUCGUCUACGGCGGAAGUGCUGGACCAGGUACAUUCGCAAAGAUCUCAGAAGGUGUCGACGGCCUCUUCCUCGGCCGCUUCGCCCACGACAUACAUAAUUUGAAGAAGGUUAUCGAGGAGGUGGGUGCAUAAGAACAUGUAGUAUAUGAAUAGCAUAUAAUUUUCCAAGUGGGUAACUCCUUAUUGGCGCAGGGAGCAGAAGGCACACGCGGGGAAUUUGCCCUUAUAGCCGAUAUGAUGAUAUAUAUAUAAGUGAUGAAUACGCUCCGUCUGUUCGAUGAGUCUAUUAUUUUCGACGAGGACUAUAGCCCUAUCGUAAUCAUUGCUAAAAGGCGUAAAAUCUCUAUAUGACAUUAUUAGAACUUAGGUAGUUUCGAUAUCGGACAAGAAGCACUUACAUAUCGGAACCAAAGGCAAAGCAAU
Molecule: messenger RNA, 1219 nt
Organism: Aaosphaeria arxii CBS 175.79
Lineage: Eukaryota; Fungi; Ascomycota; Dothideomycetes; Pleosporales
Product: Triosephosphate isomerase
Exons: 1
Coding region: 164-928 (254 amino acids)
Biological process (GO): glycolytic process; glyceraldehyde-3-phosphate biosynthetic process; glycerol catabolic process
Cellular component (GO): cytosol
Molecular function (GO): triose-phosphate isomerase activity
Source: RefSeq, a predicted model, not a curated record